Messenger RNA from Annulohypoxylon maeteangense, 410 nucleotides. RefSeq lists its product as uncharacterized. Bases 101 to 316 code for a protein of 71 amino acids. NCBI's taxonomy places the organism in Eukaryota, Fungi, Ascomycota, Sordariomycetes, Xylariales, Hypoxylaceae. The transcript has a single exon. The record is from RefSeq and is a predicted model, not a curated record.
GUGAGAAAUACUCGAUGGGUUUCGGACUAAAAUGUGGCAGGGCCAUGUGCUCCCCAUAAUUCAUUGAACUCGAGAUUAUAUUACGGAGAAAGAAUAAGGCAUGACGUACCUGAGCUUGACAUGGUCGCCAGUCUUGAUGGGCUUUGGCGUAGCUUUAGUAGAGGCUGAGGAGACGGAAACUGAUCGACUAGGAACGGAUGGUUUCAAUGUAAUGUUUGAGUGCCCACUACUGGUACUCGCGAAGGAGGUGAUGCGGCCGUCAUCUCUCGUCAUUGUCACUCUUCACCUUCACGACGGUCCUCGCAGCUUAGGUUAAUAGGGCGGCGCCAUCAAAGGGAGAUGAAGUGGGACAUUUCCCUGCAAAGAACAGAAUUAUAGGGCCGGUAUGUCUUGUAUCGUAAAUCGUGAAG